Messenger RNA from Entamoeba invadens IP1, 85 nucleotides. RefSeq lists its product as hypothetical. The record is from RefSeq and is a predicted model, not a curated record. Lineage: Eukaryota; Evosea; Mastigamoebida; Endamoebidae. The annotation marks the transcript as partial. The transcript has a single exon.
AUGUUGUACACAAUUGUUAUUGGUGUAAAACAGUUAUAUUUGUUUUUUUUAUUGUAUUAUAUUUUAUUAUUUAUUUUAAUACUAU